Messenger RNA from Dothidotthia symphoricarpi CBS 119687, 976 nucleotides. RefSeq lists its product as uncharacterized. The transcript has a single exon. Bases 23 to 781 code for a protein of 252 amino acids. The record is from RefSeq and is a predicted model, not a curated record. NCBI's taxonomy places the organism in Eukaryota, Fungi, Ascomycota, Dothideomycetes, Pleosporales, Dothidotthiaceae.
CUCCCUCCUGCAUCUUUUCUCCAUGUCCCAAGCCGCUCGGGUACUAGUUGGCUGCCUUCCCGUUCACAAGUCUAUACACCCAUCUCAACUAAGAUCUCGUAUUUUGCCGCGAUCUCCGCUCUGCACCCUCAGCAUAGUGUACGCUGACAAGAUAAUCGCCGACAAGAUGUCAGACAUCUUGUUGGAAAAAGCCCUACGAGAGGCGAAGACGGACCUAAUCGCAAAAUCAAGACCCUUGACGCUUGCCGCCCCUGCACAGUCCAGGUCAUCAGAAACAACUACCUCCGAAAUCAGCGCAUCUACGAUCCCUGGAUCGAUCACACUGGAAGCUCAGACGUUUGAUGAACUCUCACCGACUGAAUUCAUAAGAGCUAAACUAGAAAGCUUGACUAGCGGUCAAGACAUGUGGGUCGCAUCAGCCAAUAACAAGUCAACACCUAUGUCGAAGCUGUUUGUUGCGCUAGAGCAGGACAACGCCGGAUCGGGUCACUUUUCGCUCCGUUUCAAAACAAGAUCCAAUGCUGAGGAUACCGACAACACCGCCCUUCCCGGCAAGAUACCAGCUACGGUAGAUUUGCGGGGGGUUCUGCCGCAGGUGUCUAAGCGACUAGCCACCGUCCCUACCGAUCAACCGGCUACAGACAAGGUUAUUUGGCUGCUGCGUUUCGAGCGCUCUCCACUCGGCGAUGAAGAUAUCUAUCUAACGAGUACGGCAGCGGAACUUGAUGUGUGGGCGCUUGUCCUCAACUACUUGGACAGUGGCAGACCUUUUGGUGUGUGAUUGUCGUGUCUUGAUGUCGACCAAGACACCGUUACCUUGGAAGCUGAGAUGGGUUCCCUGAAUUUGCACAUGUAUUGUAACAUAGGAAGCCUGCGCAACUUGCACAGAGCUUUGCCGGGUGUCGGUCGGAACGCUGCAUGAAUUGUAUGGGUCUUGAUAUUUACGUACCAAGCCAUAACUGACUAGACCACUCUG